Messenger RNA from Alosa sapidissima (American shad), 1422 nucleotides. It is a transcript of the gene slc25a26, whose product is annotated as solute carrier family 25 member 26. Bases 132 to 1043 code for a protein of 303 amino acids. Gene Ontology annotation, cellular component: mitochondrial inner membrane. The transcript has 9 exons. The record is from RefSeq and is a predicted model, not a curated record. Gene Ontology annotation, molecular function: S-adenosyl-L-methionine transmembrane transporter activity. NCBI's taxonomy places the organism in Eukaryota, Metazoa, Chordata, Actinopteri, Clupeiformes, Clupeidae.
GAAUCCAAUAUGGCAGCGUCCUUGAUAAACAUGUUUUCACUGUUGUGAAGUGUCCGACAUGAGUCGGUCAUGCAAGUUGCAGUUACAGUGGAGGAUUUAAAGCUGUCAAGAUAAUACUCUUCUAACACAAGAUGGAUAGAAGAGAAUUCACCGCAUCUCUUGUGGCAGGUGGCUGUGCAGGGAUGUGUGUCGACCUCACCCUCUUCCCUCUGGACACUAUUAAGACCAGGCUGCAGAGCCAGCAGGGCUUCUACAAGGCCGGAGGCUUCCGAGGCAUUUACGCAGGCGUCCCAUCGGCAGCCAUCGGCUCCUUCCCCAAUGCUGCAGCCUUCUUCGUCACCUACGAGAGCGCUAAGUCCCUGCUGGGCGUGGCCGUCCCACCGCACAUGGCACCUGUCACUCACAUGCUAGCCGCCUCCCUCGGAGAAAUAGUGGCCUGUCUGAUUCGUGUGCCCACUGAGGUAGUGAAGCAGAGAACCCAGGCGUGCCCCUCCACCAACACCUACCAGGUGCUAGUGGCGACACUCAGGCAGGAGGGUGUGAAGGGUCUGUACCGAGGCUACGGCAGCACAGUGCUCAGAGAGAUCCCCUUCUCUCUGGUGCAGUUUCCACUGUGGGAGUACUUGAAGGUAACUGUUCCCCAAUUCAUUUACUGUCCAUUAACUGUCUUUGUCUCUUUCUUUCUCUCUAUCACCCUGUCUUUUGCUCCCUCUCAUCUCCACCCCUCUAUAGUUAGUUCAAUGCAUUAUGCAUCUGGAGUGUUUAGUAACAUUUCAACACUGGACUACAAAAAUGAAUAUUUUUCUGAACAAUCUCUCUCUCUCUCUCUCUCUCUGUCCUUCUCUCUCUGUCCUUCUGUCAUCCACAGGCAGGGGACGAGCACAGCCAAUGGCAACAUCCCCCUGGUGCUGUGCGAGGUGUGGAGGAGUCAGGGGGUGACCGGGCUCUUUGCAGGAAGUAUUCCCAGGAUAACCUCCAUCAGUCUGGGCGGCUUCAUCUUCCUGGGGGCGUACGAGAAGGUGCGACGAACCCUGCUGUCAUGACUGGGCCCUGGGGAUGAUCACAGUUGAGCCCCCCCCCCUCCAUCCCAAAGCCAUUCUCCUAUGAGGAUCCCAGCCAGUCCCAGUUUAAGCUGGUCAGCCGUUUGGGGUGGUGUGGUGUGUGUGCGUGGGGGGGUGUAUUACUCGGGGCCAGGGGAUAGAUGGACACCUGGUGCCUGGAGAAGCAGCCCUCCUAUCACAUUACCGAGCGUAUUGCAUUCUUGGUCAUCAGUGCAAAGCAUAUUAGGUUUAACUGCUUGAAUUCCAGUUAUUUAACGGCACAGAUCAUUUUCACAUGGAUACCUCAAAUGACAGUCCUGUUCUGAGUAUGCUGAUUUGUGUGUAUGGUUCUAAAUUCAGCAAUAAAAUGCUGUUUUUUUUA